Molecule: messenger RNA, 6024 nt
Organism: Bubalus bubalis (water buffalo)
Lineage: Eukaryota; Metazoa; Chordata; Mammalia; Artiodactyla; Bovidae
Gene: ENTPD4
Product: ectonucleoside triphosphate diphosphohydrolase 4
Exons: 14
Coding region: 370-2220 (616 amino acids)
Biological process (GO): nucleoside diphosphate catabolic process
Cellular component (GO): membrane
Molecular function (GO): nucleoside diphosphate phosphatase activity
Source: RefSeq, a predicted model, not a curated record
GCGCGCUCCCGGCGCUCCCGGUGACGUGACUCGGGUGGCGGAGGAGUGGCGGGCCCACUACCGGAAAGGAGCGGAGCUCCUGGGACGCUAUCCCCAUUGGGAAGUCGUGUCGGCGUUGCCGGCACCGCCUCGCCGCGGUGGCCGUGAUGCGCUCCACCCGCGAGUCCCCACUCCCGGGAGCCCUGGCUGCCGAGUCGGACGUAGCCGAGCAGCCUUGUAGGACUACAUGAUCUCAACCCUUGUGUAUAUAGCCUGGAAAGAAGAAACAAAAGUUGAUUUAGAAUAGGAGGGCUCUAAUGCCAGGAGGACUGCGGUGAUGGUGUAUGACGACUGAUUCCCAGAGCCUUGCCUGACCUCUGACCCAUCAGCAUGGGGAGGAUUGGCAUCUCCUGUCUUUUUCCUGCUUCCUGGCAUUUCAGCAUCUCUCCAGUGGGGUGUCCCCGAAUUCUGAAUACCAACUUACGCCAAAUUAUCGUCAUCAGCCUUCUGGCUGCUGCUGUCUCACUUUUAUACUUUUCUGUUGUCAUAAUCCGAAAUAAGUAUGGACGGCUCUCCAAAGACAAGAAGUUUCAAAGGUACUUGGCACGAGUUACUGACAUUGAAGCUACGGACACCAAUAACCCCAAUGUGAACUAUGGCGUCGUGGUGGACUGUGGGAGCAGCGGGUCUCGGAUAUUUGUCUAUUGCUGGCCACGGCACAAUGGCAAUCCUCACGAUCUGCUGGAUAUCCGGCAAAUGAGGGAUAAAAACCGAAAGCCUGUGGUCAUGAAAAUAAAACCUGGCAUUUCAGAGUUUGCGACUUCUCCAGAGAAAGUCAGUGAUUACAUUUCUCCACUCUUGAACUUUGCUGCAGAGCAUGUUCCACGGGCAAAACACAAAGAGACCCCUCUCUACAUUCUCUGCACGGCUGGAAUGAGAAUCCUCCCCGAAAGUCAGCAGAAAGCCAUUCUGGAAGACCUUCUGACUGACAUCCCUGUGCACUUUGACUUCCUGUUUUCUGACUCUCAUGCAGAAGUAAUUUCAGGGAAACAAGAAGGUGUCUAUGCUUGGAUUGGCAUUAAUUUUGUCCUUGGACGAUUUGAGCAUAUCGAAGAUGAUGACGAGGCAGUAGUGGAAGUUAACAUCCCUGGUAGUGAAAGCAGCGAAGCCAUUCUUCGUAAAAGAACAGCUGGUAUUCUAGACAUGGGAGGCGUGUCAACCCAGAUAGCAUACGAAGUACCCAAAACUGUAAGCUUUGCCUCCUCACAGCAGGAAGAAGUAGCUAAGAACCUGUUGGCUGAAUUUAACUUGGGGUGUGACAUUCACCAAACGGAGCAUGUGUACCGUGUCUAUGUGGCCACAUUUCUUGGGUUUGGUGGCAAUGCCGCUCGACAGAGGUAUGAAGACAGAAUAUUUGCCAGCACAAUUCAGAAGAACAGACUCCUGGGGAAACAGACUGGACUAACUCCUGACACUCCGUACCUGGACCCCUGCCUACCCCUGGACAUCAAAGACGAAAUCCAGCAAAAUGGAAUGACGCUCUACCUGCGGGGGACGGGGGACUUUGACCUGUGCCGGGAGACCGUCCAACCUUUCAUGAACAAAACAAACGAGACACAAACCUCCCUCAAUGGGGUCUACCAGCCUCCAAUUCACUUCCAGAACAGCGAGUUCUACGGCUUCUCCGAGUUCUACUACUGCACGGAAGAUGUGUUACGGAUGGGCGGAGACUACGACGCCACAGCAUUUACUAGAGCCGCCAAGGAUUAUUGUGCCACGAAGUGGUCGAUCCUGCGGGAACGCUUUGACCGAGGACUGUAUGCCUCUCACGCCGACCUCCACAGGCUCAAGUAUCAGUGCUUCAAAUCUGCCUGGAUGUUUGAGGUGUUCCACAGGGGCUUCUCGUUUCCUGUCAACUACAGAAAUUUAAAGACAGCCUUGCAGGUUUACGACAAGGAGGUGCAGUGGACUCUCGGAGCAAUCCUCUACAGGACCCGCUUCUUACCCUUGAGAGACAUUCAGCAGGAGACCUUCCGGGCCAGCCAUGCGCACUGGCGGGGCUUCUCCUUCGUGUACAACCACUACCUGUUCUCCGGCUGCUUCCUGGUGGUCCUGCUCGCCAUCCUCCUCUACCUGCUGCGGCUGCGGCGCAUCCACCGGCGGGCCCCGCGCAGCGGCUCAGCCGCCGCCGUCUGGCUGGAGGAGGGCCUUCCGUCCCAGAAGAUAGCUGGUACCUUAUGAACCGGACUCUGAGCCCCCGGAAGACUCUACAGGAAAAGCCAUUUUUGCCUCAGGGUUUCUCCUCUUCAUUCUCACUUAGUUUUGUUUUUCCUUUUCCUUUUUGUUCCUUGAAACAAAACCAAACCCCACUGUUUGUAAACUCCGCUCUCCUAGAAGUAUUGCGUCCAGCUGUUCUGUGUACAGCUUUGAAUGGAGGAGUCAGGAAAAGGGAGCAUCACUUCAUUUUUGCUGCGUAGACUGUCUAACAAAAAUUAUAAAGAUUUUGGGUUGUUCUCUAAGGCAUAUUUGAUUUUAAACAGAUGCACUUUGAUACUGGAGGAAAACAGCAGGCUGUCCUCUGUCAGGGGAGUUGGAACUGAGGGGUGACGCUUUCACAGAACCAGAACACAUUCUCACUGGACUGAUCAUCCCUGUUUCUGUCUUGAAAGCUCUCACCUAAAGAGGGAGAUGCUUAGUUUUAUUUAUUGUUCAGGGCUCUUGCUGUUUAUUUUCUUGGCAGGUUUAAAAAACCAGAACCAUUUAUAUCCACAGUAGGUAGGUAUAGGCACCAAGAGGUAGCAGUUUUUAAAAUUGAUAGGAAGAGACCUGAAAAAAAUGUGAAAAUGACCUGAGUGCUCUGUGUGUGUGUGUGUGUGUGUGUGUACGCGUGCGUGCGUGUGUGUGUGCGCGUGUGCGUGCGUGUGUGUGUGUGCGUGCGCGCACACCAGUGGGAGAGAGUGAGGGAGUACAGUGCUGUCACUUUUAAAAGCACACGCUUCAGAGUCUACUGUUGCAUUUCAUUUCAUUUAGAAAAAAAUCAGUCCUCGAUACCAACCACAGGCAGUUACUUCCUUCAUCCCAUCUUUCAGCACCCUUAGAACACUGUUUUUGACUGAGUUGGAAAAUUCAUAGUUUCACUGGUUUUAAUGUUGUUAGAACUGGAGCUGGUGUCUGCCAACUGGCAUGUCCGUAUUUCUCAUUCAUUUGUGGUUAUUUAAUUGUGCUGUGGUUUCUUCCACCUACAAGUUGGUAUCCCUCCUGCUCUCAUAUUUCAGAGCCUUGGCUUGACUGUUGUGGUUGAGGUGGUGCUGGCAGGGCCACUGUAAAGCUGCAGGACUAGGAGAAAGAAGAAUCAACUCACAUUUUGAGGAAAACAAGUUUGACAUUUCAAACAAAAAUCUAAAAAGUCUGUGAGAUGGGUGGUUUUUUACCUAUUUAUUUAGUUCAGAAACUUUGGACAUUCUCAUACAUAGUUUUUUAGAUGAUGGGGUGUGUGUGUGUGUGUACACAUGCAUGCACGCCCCUAGACUAUUUCUUAACUACACAACAGGUAAAUCCAUCUAGUUGGUAACAGAUUUAUAUUUUGAGAGUCAUCAGCUGCUUUUUAAAAGAAUCACUGAUGAGAGAAAGAAUUCAGGUUCUUAAGCCCUUAUUUAAUUUAGAAAAAAAAUUGGAUAUUCAUCUUGUCUAGUAUUACUUAAAAACCUGACAUACUAUAUGUUGAUAACUUAAGAGAUUACAGAUUUAUGAAAGAAAUGCAAAUCCUCUGAUCCUGCUCUUCAAAGUGAACAUUCUAACAAUGGAAAAAUUGUUGGUAGAAAGUUUGCCUCUCAGAUAUCAAGAAGGUUGGAGGAGCUAGAUGGUGUCAUAGCAUCUCAUGUGUAGAGAGACUUAAGAGAGGAUGGAGACAGGUAUUUCUCGAAAAAAUCCAGCCUCUGAAAUGCUGAUCUCCACCUGUUUAAUUCCUUGGUUCCUGGUAAACACUGUUCUUUUUCAAGACACAGCCACACCGGGAGCUGUGUUAUGAGUACCCCAGGGGUAGAGAGCUGGCAUGCUUCUCCUUGACUUCUUAGAGGGGUUGCCCUGUGGACUGUAGGUGGCAUUAGUGAUGAACAAAAAGUAAGUUUACACGUUAGCUUUUCUACCACCAGCCAUGUGGAGUAGUAAGGCCCUAACCUGCAGGAUGAAAAUUUCCCAGUACCUGGAAUAUGUGAUUUUGCCUUUCAGAUCACGACAAGGAUAAGCUAGCACAGGUAGGUUUAAAUGGGCGUAAAUUAAGACCUCCUACUGUAAACAGCCACUUUUUAGAUAAAGGGUGCUAAUGUGGUCCAGCUCUGUAUGUUUGGGCAGUGCAGCAGAGACCAGCAUGGAAGAUCCAAGCUUGACAUCCGUCUGCCAGGACCCAUCUCAGUCUCCAAAAGGAGUCCCCAGGUUAGGGUCCCAAGGCACAGUGGCUUUGUACUUUGCAUAGUUCGGAGCUGUGUACCCCAUCAAAGAAAUCCCAGCAGAGGCUUGGCAAGCCAUCACCCACAGGGAAAAUCUGGGAGACUCUUGAGCUGAGAAUGUGUUUUCAGUUUUUUUAAGGUCAUUAAAGGAAAAGUAACCGAUACACACCAGAGACUACAUGUGACCUGUAGAGCCUCAGACACUUACUCAGUGUCCCUUUAGAGAGGACACUGCUGAGCCUCCACAGAUGGUCCAUUCAAGAACAGAUAUCCAGUGCCUUCUCUCUAUUCAGAGAGGUACCUGUGACCAGCGUGAGCACAGAAAGAAGGGCCAGAGACAUGACCAACUGCAAUCUGGAAAUAGUUGUGGAUGUGCCAGAAUCUCACUCAUCUUUUCCUCUAGGUACUUUUCAAGAUUGGUUUUCUAAUAAACAGAUAACAUAUUCCCCCCUCCCCCAACCCAAAUUUAAAACAUGCUGUUGAGGGGGUGGGCGCUCACUCUGCCCUGUUGUGACAUCAGCAGGCACAGGAGGGGCCUAAUUCUGGAAGCAAAGAAAUAAUAUCAAUUAAGGGCUGGCCAAGAAGGCAGUAAAGUGUGAACACUUUUAGUGACAGAAAGCAGGAGAAAUCAGAUGGGUGGGAGGGAACUUGCUGAAAGCCUCGAAAAGAACAGUGUUCUGUGUUAGCUUUCUGUUUGGUGGAAAGAUUCCUCAAGUAAACGCUUCUGUUCAUCAUCCUACCUGUGCUGCUCCUUUUUAAACCUCCAGAGAAUGUUCUUGAAGAUUUUACAGUCCCUGCAACGACAUCACAGUAAAAGUACAAACAGACUGAUUGGUCCCAGUGGUUUUUGCACAUUCUCACCCUAAACCACUGGCUUUUUGCAGCUCCCCACCCUGCAAGCUGGGGAGACCCCUUGCUCUCCUGUCACCAUACCUGUGCACCCAGGCGGGAAAGCUCUAGAGUACCUGGUGUUUAAAUCUGAAACUCAGAUUUAACAUAGGAUAAUUCUCCAUCUAAGAAACAUGCACCACUUAGCAAGAAACUCAAACAGGCAACUGUGUUUUCCAAGCUUUUUUUUAAAAAAAAAUCAGCUUUAGAAUAUUGUGUGGUUACGUGCAAUGAGUGCAGCAGAACUACCUAUAAGUAAAUUAUUUAGUUAUUUAUUUCUCUUUCAGGGUUAUGUUUUUUUACGAUUUUUAUUGAUUGUCCUCUUCCGUAGUGAAUGAGGUGACCAACCAAGGAGAAUUCUGUGUUCUGUUACUGAGAUUUUAUUUCGAGGUUAGAAAUUAUACAAACUAAGGGAGCAUCUCUAAAUGUUUUUGAUUUAAAUGAUGUUUUCCAUUCAAAGAAUAAUUACCCUCGGGGAAUUGUGCUGUUGUAUCAUUUUCUAUGUUUGGCAACCUCACCUUGCGACACUCCAGAGGGAUGGGUGUUGAGAAUAAAGUGGAAGUUCAUCUGAUGGCCCAUAGAUUCUGUGUGAGCUUGCUUGCUUGUGAUUUUAAAAGAGAUUUUCCUCUGAUGUUUGAAUCUUGUUUCCUGUUAGAAUGCUUAGUUAAACUUGAAUCUCACUUCAGUAAAAUAAAUUGAGUCUGACUACACA